UUGCGUGCAUGUGUUAAAACUGAGCCUUUACUGUUACUGCUGCCUCUUUUGUGAAAGAGUUGUCAGAGUUGACCAAAGAUCACUGCAGGCGUUCCUGAAGGACUCGACUUGAGAAUCGCAGCGGAUUUCAUUGAUUUGGAUUAAAAUUUCUUCUGGUCUUGGAAAUACAGUCUGCUAACACGUUUUAAUGCAGCUGCACGGAUGGUGGACGUCUGUGGCGCCUGUGAGUCAGGAUAGAUCUCGACUCCCAGCGAUCUGCAAUUUUCCACUUUAAUGGUAUUGGAAAUCAGAUUUGGCACACACCAAGACGACCCGCUAAUGGCACACGUUCUCUUGUUACCCCUCAAAGCAUAAACGUGCCCUACUUCCUCAAUCUCUGCUCUUUCCUUUUGUUUCUGCGGAUGAUAUCAUGGACCUCUGUGGUCUGAGUGUAUUAUCGAUGGGCGGCAGCGCUCUGGAUCUGAAAUCUGUGAGGUCACGGUGUCAUUUCGAGAGGAAUGUGAAGCCAUUUUAAUGUGCCUGAUUACAGCCACCACUGGAGAGCCUUGACUCAACAUGCAGGAGCAGCCCAGGCAGGCCCAGCAGCAGCUAGGAUGCCUAUCACCCAAGAAAAUGCCCUGAGCCAUCUACCUCUGCUGGAGAACUGGCUCUGGGCACGAGAAAAGGACAGAGAUGAGGGCAAUGAGCCUAGGACUAGCGCAGGCGCUGUUUGCCAGGCUGCCAUCUGUAAGCUUGUGGAAUACAUCCAGCUAAACUUUGCUGAAGUUGAGAGUCCUUUGUACAGUAGCAGCCAAUUCAGAGAGGAAAUCGAUGCUGAGGUGAGGGCGGUCUACCUGAGCAAGUCUGAGGAAGAUGGACCGGAGUUCGGGCUCAGCUUUGGAAAUAUUCCGAUUUUUGGAGACCCCGAGGGGAAGAAGAAAGGGGUCAGGAGGAGGCGCAGGAAGGGCGAUAAAGGCCUUGUCUUGGACGUCGGGUGCAUUUGGGUGACUGAAGUGAGAAAGAAUAGCCCAGCAGCCCGUUGUGGAGAUAUUAAACUGCGAGAUGAGCUUCUGUCACUGAACGGACAGCUGAUGGUUGGGGUCGAUGUCACCGGAGCCAGUUACUUGGCAGACCAGUGCUGGAAUGGAGGCUGCAUCUACCUGAUCAUGCUGCGAAGAAUUAAACGCAAGGCUCCUCUCCCUCCAUGCAAUGGCAGUGGAGGCAAAUCUGUGGACGUCUCUAAUGAGCACCAGCGCAAUGUCUCCUCCGAGCCUGCAGGCAGCCCCACACAGAAUGGACAGAACGGCAAACGAACCCGUAAAUUUGGUGUCAUUUCCCGCUCCUCCUUCACUCGUGACAGCAAAGACAGUAAAGAUAGCCGGGACUUUGAGCAUGAGAAUGGCUACAGCUCCAUGGAGGCAGAGGUCACGUCCCCAGAGAGCAGCACCCCUCAGGACACACCGACCGAUUAUAGUCCAGUCAUUGGCUCCUCAGAGCUGAUAUCCAAUCACAUGAAAGUGGGGAACACAGCCACCCUACCUAGCCGAUUCCACUCACCCCUGUCUGAAAGCUACAAAACAGAGUCAAUAAACAGUGAACCUUCCAGCCAGCCCCGUGAGGGCAGCCGGAUCUGGAAGAUGCACGUGGUGAAGGGUCAGGAUGGACUGGGUAUCCAGAUCACGGGCGGUCGAGGGUCCAAGCGCUCUCCUCACGGUAUCAUCGUGGCCCACGUGGAGGAGGGAGGAGCUGCACAGAGAGAUGGCCGACUGAAGGCAGGUGACGAGUUACUGAUGAUAAGCGGUCACUCCUUGGUUGGACUCUCACACCAGGAGGCUGUAGCCAUCCUGCGCUCCACUGCUGGACUUGUGCAGCUGGUAGUGGCCAGCAGGGAUGAAUCCGAAGUGGACUUCCACAAGUACCCGUCCACCAGCUUGCCCGACCUAGUGAGCACAUGCUCUGGUCCGGACGCCUCUCCCUCCCCUGGAGAGGAGAAGGAGAACAUGGAGCCGGAUGUGGAGGACGUGAGGGCCAGCAGCCUUUCACUGCCCACCCAGGACUUGUUUACAGAUCUUGACAGACUGGAUGAACGUGGCAGGAUUGAGGGUCUCAAGGGAUGUUGCCGAAGCCCCACACCAAUGAAGUUCCGCAGCAGAUCCCAAGGUGGAGGAAGCCGUCUGGAGUCUGUUGGUGAAGACGAUGAGCUUAUCGUAGAAAAUGGUGAUACAGGAAGUAACGUUGCAGAAAAGCCAGCACGAGGAGGACGCAAACACUCCCUCCCUCAGCAGCUGGAUACAGUUGGGAUCCGACAGGUUGCUGCAGCAUUCAGCUCAUUCCUUUUCAUUUUUCCCUUAUUCGUUGGCCUCACGCACCAGCAGGCCAUUCAGACCUUCAAGCAACUGAAGAAGGGAGUAGUUACCCUAACAGUACGGACCCGUCUGAGAAGCCCAAGUCUUACACCCUGUCCCACGCCUACCCUGCUCAGCAGAUCCAGCUCUCCAAACUCAAAUGCCAGUGGUGGGACUCCAGUCCCUCCUAGCUUUGAAGAUGGGGACUCUCGUAAGGGGCCUGGUCCCAAAGAUCGAAUUAUCAUGGAGGUUACACUGAACAAAGAGCCAGGUGUGGGGCUGGGUAUCGGUGCCUGUUGUCUAACACUGGAAAACAGUACUCCUGGGAUCUACAUCCACAGCUUGGCGCCAGGAUCUGUUGCAAAAAUGGAUAGCAGGCUCAGUCGAGGAGACCAGCUCCUGGAGGUGGAUUCUGUGAGCCUGAGACACGCAGCGUUGAGUGAAGCCUAUGCUAUCCUGAGUGAAUGUGGACCCGGCCCAGUCAGCCUCAUCAUCAGCCGACAUCCAAACCCCAAAGUGUCUGAACAGGAGAUGGAUGAAGUGAUCAUUCGCUCCACUCACAGAGAUAGUCAUUCUUCCCAUACACUCGGCCUGCCAUCCAAGAGUCCAUCUCCCACUGUUAAAGCCAAGCAGGGUGAGGGUAAUCCUGCUCUCAGCUGGACCAUGAAGCGAUUCCUAGAGCCAGCCAGCAGGCAAGGCUCGUUGAGUUCAGAGGCAGAGCUCUCUCAGUAUUUCUCAGUUCACGAAGUACCCAGCCAGUCUUCCCUCUCUGAGACCAUGGCGAUGGGAUCCAGUGAUGACGACAUGCUGCACAGUAGCAGGAGCUGUAAUACGUCUAUGGAGGAAUCAGCAGCACCUCAGCCGCAUGUCUAUCGGGAUGGCUCCUAUAGAGGUUCAGACAGUAGUCCCACAACCCCAGAAUGUUGUAAAGCCUCUGGAGGGGCUGGUCACACUGCAGACAUGCCCCAACAGGCCAGCGUGGGAAGCAGCCCGAGUUCUGUACGUAGCCCACUUCUUCGUCAGCGUCGGGUCAUCUGCUAUGAGGAUGAGCCUAGUGACGACGAGACCGGCCUUGAAGAAGACAGUGGCCCCUUCCGUCGCCUUCUCCGCGAGGGCGACCAGCACCAAGAGGAAGACUCUGGUAUUGUAAUAGCCACGUCAUCUCUCGAGGUAGAUGAUGAAAGCCAGGAUAGCAGUGAGAGCCACAGGCAGAUUGACAGCGAGCCGGCCACUCCGCUCUACGGCAGCUCGCUCGAAUCUGAGGAAGGACCUAGUGGCCCGCCUGGUGCCGAAUCUCCCUUCAUGCCCAUUCGCUGUAUGGAGGCAGCUGGAGGAACAAACCUGGGCGUCAAAAAAGAGCCCCAUCGCGAAGGGCAGGAGGUCAAACGCUCACCCAAGCUGGAGCACAAAGCCGUGACUCGUGUCAAGAGCAUGAUGAGCAUCAAGUGCCCCAACCCUCCACAAAGGGCCAAGGGUGAAGAACCAACUUUACUCCCAGCAAACCCUGCCCAGGUUACACAAAACAGCACGCGGCCGCCCUGCAGGAUGCUGCACUGCAAGAAGGGGGAAUCCAGUGAGUUAGCAGGGGUCUGCACCAUUGAGACAAUAGUGCUCCAGCGUAGUGAGUCAGAGUCUUUUGGUUUGGAUCUGGAGAUUAAGUCCACUCCACUCAAAGUGCUGAUCACAGGGCUGAGACCAGGAGGUGUGGCGGAAAGGGAAGCCUCAGGGAAGAUGAGCGUGGGUGAUGAGAUUGUAACAAUUGGUGACACUCCUGUGUGUACAUCCACCUAUCAGGAGAUCUGUGACCUCAUGCACAACCUGCCAAUCACAUUGACCUUAGAGAUUAAGAAGCCAGUCUCAGCUGUAGAUCGACUUUCUAGCCUGAUUAUGUCCUCUGGCUGUGAGGGCUCAUCUAAAUUGGAGGCACCUAGACCUCCUCCAGAGGAAAGGAAUCAUGUGGAUAAAACUCUAGUUACAGCCCAAGAAAGCCUUUCAUCAGAAACAAAUGUAACCCAGGCAUUAACAAUCCACAGCAACAGCAUUCCCGUCACUAAUAUUGAUGAUGUCAUAACUGAACUGAACUCAGCAGAAAGCAAAGAAAAAGACCAAAGUGUCUUGGGUUCCACAGAUGCAAGUGCAAAAACAGAAGAGUGUAGUAAAGUAGACAACAGAGGGACUGCAGCGCAAUCACAACCUAACCUUCAGGAUUCCUCUGCCCUAGAUGUGGGGAACAGCACUUGCCAUUUUCCUGUAGGAAAGACAUUUUUAAAUAGUUAUUCAAGGAACUUUAGUAAUCUGGGAGAGGACAUUGUCCCUCUAGAGAAAGGAUAUGGAGAGAAACAAAGUAUGUACAGUCUGGUGGAAGAUAGUGACUCUGAGAGUGACUCUGCAGACAGUGCUGUCAAAGUAGGGUCGUCUCAAGGUCGCUGUGAGGGUCCUCAGGACACUGACUCAGAUGAGGAGGAGGUUGAGCUCUGUUUCAGCUCUGUCAGUCAGCCUGCAUUCAGCAAAUCAGAGGGCAGCUCUCUGACAGAUAGAAAAAGCAUUGCCAAUAGCCAAACUGUUGACAAGACACUUGCUAGUAUGGAUCUCCACAACCCGCCUUCACUCACAAUGCAAGAUAAGGAUUUGCAAGAGAACAGUCAUUCUGUCUCUGAGUUACCAGACCCACUUUGCCCUCAAGUUUCAGGUGAUGAUCUCUUAAAUGGGGAUAGUGGGCACACUCCCACACAACAUGAGGUAACUUGUGCAUCUCAGAGAACACCAUCAAACUGCGACACAAAAUGUGAAACUAUUUCAAAAUCUGUUGAAAUCUGCCAGACACCAACAGGUGUCACUUAUCCCACUGUUACUCAGAGCAACUGUCACGUCACCCCAAGAAGUCAAGAGAGGACAACUAAGUUGCUCUCAGAUGCAUCUCUGUCAGUAGAGAAGCUCAGCACUGGGCAAGUGCCACUGGGAUCGACUGUGUCAGAGCCCAAGGCAUUAAAUUAUACCAGUGGCAAAACUAGUGGGCAGGCCUCCUCUACAGUUGCUCCAAAAGACAAGGAGAGAGAGAAAGUUCUUCCUGUACUUGAAUUGAAAUCAUCACUCUCCCAAGCCCAGAGUAAAUCCACCUCUUAUUGUAUCAAAUCUUUGGGAACUAAUUCCCCUAAUGACACCCCUGUCUCACCCCUGUUGAGAAGUAGACUCAAAGUUGAUGAUAAAAAGUCAAAUACCUCUUCUAAACUCAAGGGUCUUAGUAUUAAGAGUAAAUCCAAAGACCAAGAAAAGUCUGUCUCUAGAUCGCCCAGGGUGGAAAGUCCAGGACAGAAAAAAGCUCUCAGCUCCCCAAGUCAGUCUCCUAAACUUCUCUCCAAGAGAACCACAACAACUGGUAGCCCUAAAUCCACCAGAACGUCUGAGAAGAUCAGGGUUACUUCUUGUAAAACUGACCAAAGUCAACCAACUGUGUCCAGUGCUUUAAAAACAAAUUCCAUCAACACCACCAAAGAAGAACUCAAGCCUUCCAAGAAGGAGCAAGUCUCGGAUCUAAUGGAGCAAGUCUCAAAAUCAGAGGUCACUGUCAUCAACACUCAAAGAACUUUCAUUGAGGUACGACUUUCAUCCUCUUCGUCUACACCUGUGCUGACACGCAAAGAAGUUGUGAAUGCAGGUCAUUUAAACUUGGCCUCAGUGUCGGUUGAUCAAGUCGAGUGGGAGGAAUCAAAUUCAGACUCCUCUCAUAGAAGACACACAAUCCCAUUAGAAUCAACCAAUUCUUCAUCUAGUUGUUCUCAGCAACAACAACUAGAUGAAGAUUGCAAUGGCCAGGAAGAAAAUCUCCUCAGGAACUCAAAUAAUAAAGAUGCUGCUUCUAGUCUCAAAACAAGCAAAUCCAAAUUGUUCUUAAGGGGACUAGACCGCAGGAGCUGCUCUACAGACACUAGCUGGUCUCUUGAACCAAACCCCUUCUCAGUUCGUCAAAGAAUCCAGUCCUUUGAGAAUCUAGGCAGCUUUGAUCGAUCUGUUGUAAAGUGUAUAGACAUACCGUUUUAUGCUAAUAACUCAAAGCCACCUCUGAACCGGAGGUUAUCUGGGUGUGCUGGAUCUGUUAGCAAUCAGUCCGGUGACAACCGUUCUUUGAGGAGGAGUUUCAGCUCAUGUGUAGACAAUUUGAGCUCAACCCCAUUUCCACCAUAUCCACAGAAUUCGUCUUCCACUUCAGUUGUCCCCAUCUCUGAAUCAACUCCUCCAAACCGAACCACAGAGGCUGUUAUGAAGGAGAAGGUGAGAAACGAGGCCUCUCAGAACCAGCCCGCUGUACACACACCACCAGUACUACGCUCCCGCAAUGCCCGCAGCCAUGGAGGCCUGUCACGCUCCAAACUGAGAGAGAUACGGGCACUGAGCAUGCCUGAACUGGACAAGCUGUGUACUGAGGAUUUCACCAGUGACCCUGGAAAUGUGAUCUUUAAGACGGAGCUGGAAAUCCACCCUCGCAGAUCCAUAGACCCAACAUCACACAACCUGCAGUGCACCGUGGUGAGCAGUGUUGACACUGGGGUUCUUGGUUCAACCAGCAGUGAGGACCAACAUGAAGGCCAGAUCACAGGGCUCUCAUGCUGGUCUAUAAGUUUGAAAGACCUUGAAUCUUCUCCUUUGGACCAAAAUAAAGUGCAAGAUGUUCUGUGUUCCCUCACGACCAAAGUGGAUGUGACAAGUCUCAUACAGGAAACAAACACUCUUUCAGAGGUUAAAGAUGGCAUUUCCUUUGUGAUCUUAACCAAAGAGCAAGGAUCUGGACUGGGUUUCAGCAUCGCCGGAGGAGUAGAUCUGGAGCAGAAAUUUAUGACUGUCCAUCGGGUGUUCACUCGAGGGGUGGCAGGCGUGGAAGGCUCCUCCAUUCACAGAGGAGACAGAAUUUUCUCAAUAAACGGGACCAGCAUGAGUGGGAUCACACACGGAGAGGCGCUGUCCUGCCUUCAUCAGACCAGACUGCCGAAACAGGCAUUAGUGAUCAUCCAGAAGGGCAAGAACACUGAGCCAACAUCACCUAAACAAGAACUUCCCCUUCAUACUGGAAUCUGUCCUACUCUAGGCCAUAGAGACAGCAUCAGAGAACAUAAAACAAGUGUGGAAGUGGGACCAGACGGGGCUUUGAGUGUGGAGUUACAGAAGACUACGGCUGGUUUAGGGUUCAGUCUAGACGGAGGCAAAGCAUCUGCCCGUGGAGAUCGACCUCUCUACAUCAAACGCAUCUUCUGUGGAGGAGCCGCUGAACAGUCCCGGGUUAUUGAUGUCGGAGAUGAACUUCUAGCCAUCAACGGCUGGUCUUUGCAGGGCCUUAUGCACUACGAUGCCUGGAACAUCAUUAAAACUGUCUCUGAGGGUGCCGUCCAGUUAGUCAUCAGAAAACCCAGGACUUCAGUAUGACGUCUGAUCUGUGGUGGACUCUCAUUGCACAUAGACUUUGUAUUUCUUUUUGUAAGUUUGUUACAGGAUCUCUAUGAUGAAGAAUUUGUUGCACAUUGAUUUUUAUACAAACCAAGGCUUCUGCAGAUUUGUGGUAGACUCACAUAUGCGGGCUUAAGGUAUUUUUAGGAUGUCUUUGAACUUUGUAUCUCAAAAACUUUGUGCUUUAUGACUUUUUGAAGACAUUUAAGCCUAAUUGUAAGAAUUCUAAAUGAUAUGUUAAUAAAUGCAUCCCUUGUAUAAUAUAAUUUAAUUCCAAUAUUGUGAAAAUUGGUUUGUAUGUAUAGCUAUGAUUAUAUGGUGAUAAUGCAGACCACUAAAGACUGUGUUCACUUUGCCUAAUCUAAUGGAUUACAGUAGACCAACGUAGAUAUCAAACUCUGUGUGAAUUAUAAAAUGAGUGUUUGUUUUGAACUGGUUUAUGACUAAAAUGGAUUUGUGGAAUUUUGUGGAUUUUUUUUCUCUGUUAUCAUAGUAAUUUACCGGUAUUUUAUUGUUCCUUUUAAUGAUUGCAAUUUUUAGGGGGUUUCGGUAUUGACUUAUUUUAUCUUAAAGGUAAAGUGUGUCAUUUCAGUGCCACUAGCAAACAGAUUUGCAGAAAUUUCCCAAACACUCCUAUCACCCCCAUCUGUCAGGCCAUUUUACAGAAAAACAGGAAGCUGUACCCCAGAGUCAUGCUAUUGGUUGAAGCACAAGAUGACAGCCACAGUGUUUACACUUGCUUCACCUUUAAAUACUUGAAUUCAAUCAGGUUAUUAACAUUUAAAAUACAAUCAUAGAAUGAAAAAGCAUUGUCACCUUAGCACACUUUAAUUAGACUGCAGUAUAGACUUUUAAAAUUAUGACAUUUCAGGUCUUUUGGUUAUGUUUGAUCCUUUUCUUUCAGCUGUGAAUAUUGUCAUGUUUACCUUCUGAGACUUUCAAUAGAGUUGUCUCCCUGAUAAAAUGUAUCAGUGUUGUUGUUUUGUUUUAUUUUACUUGAAUUGUCUUUGUGUAAAAUAUUGAGGCUCCCACUGAUUUUAUUGUAAUUUAAUUUCGCUGAAUAUUAAGCACAAGUGUAUUAACUAGUGUAUAUGAAAAAAAAACAAUCAUGAAUAUUUCAUUUGUCUAUCUGACUUUCUGUU
Molecule: messenger RNA, 8902 nt
Organism: Sinocyclocheilus rhinocerous
Lineage: Eukaryota; Metazoa; Chordata; Actinopteri; Cypriniformes; Cyprinidae
Product: PDZ domain-containing protein 2-like
Exons: 24
Coding region: 594-7739 (2381 amino acids)
Molecular function (GO): protein binding
Source: RefSeq, a predicted model, not a curated record